AUGGAAAGUUUGAAUAGCCAGCCUUCUGGAAGGAAUAGCAUCUUCAAAGAUCCGACGGCUGGGCAGGACAAUCCAACCGAGGCAGAGCAGCUCUAUCACUACACCGUUGACGCGGUCCAGAAACGGGGGAACGCCUUCUUUCUCGAGCAUGAAUUCCUGCACCGCCUUAAUCUGGUGGCAAUUGAGAACAAUCUUGCGAAAUGCGAAGCAAAAAUACACGAAGACAAAAGGUCAUCGCCAGAGAACCUUGACCAACUCAGCCAGUUGCUAAAUCGCUACACGACCGCAAUUCGAGACUACGAGUACAUGAGGCAAAUGAGGUUAUGCAACGAAACAGAAAGGUACAAAUGCCUCUUGAUGCGAGAUCAGUAUUUCCCUGAGCUUGCAGGCCUCGGCGGCAAACACCAGGUGUCUCCGCAUUUCCGCGAGAUCCGGAGAGAGUCGCGGACCGCGGCGCUGGAUCCUAUCCGCGACUUUCUCAGACGCAGGUUGCCUCAUUUCCUCUCAUAUAGCGAAGCAGAAAAGAAACGGCGCCGAGAUGAGUACAUCGCACGCAAGCCGCCAGAGGGCGUGUCACCGCUUGUUGAUCGCAUCGCUCGCUUCUUCGUGGCCUUUGUUAGCGGUGCCGCGCUGGUCGUCCCAAUGGUUAUCAUGUCGUUCCAGCCGUCACAAACCAAGAGCGUCAUCACCGUAUCUGUCGCUGUACUGCUGUUCUCGGUGUGCAUGUCGCUUGUCAUGCGGGCGUCUAACACGGAGACGCUGGUCUCGACGGCGACCUACGCGGCCGUGCUGGUGGUGUUUGUGGGAGCAAGCGGUAGCCCGCCGGCAUAA
Ilyonectria robusta is the source of this 831-nucleotide messenger RNA. RefSeq lists its product as uncharacterized. The coding region runs from base 1 to 831 and encodes 276 amino acids. The transcript is spliced from 2 exons. Lineage: Eukaryota; Fungi; Ascomycota; Sordariomycetes; Hypocreales; Nectriaceae. The record is from RefSeq and is a predicted model, not a curated record.